This is a messenger RNA of Conger conger (European conger), 1687 nucleotides long. Its product is annotated as dnaJ homolog subfamily A member 4-like. Gene Ontology annotation, cellular component: cytosol; cytoplasm. Gene Ontology annotation, molecular function: Hsp70 protein binding; ATP binding. The record is from RefSeq and is a predicted model, not a curated record. Bases 179 to 1369 code for a protein of 396 amino acids. Lineage: Eukaryota; Metazoa; Chordata; Actinopteri; Anguilliformes; Congridae. The transcript has 8 exons. Gene Ontology annotation, biological process: protein refolding; response to heat.
UUCCAGAACAAUCGAGAGAAUCUUCUUAGCGUCACGGCCUCCAGAAAGUUCUGCACUUCGGCGCCGUAUAAAUUGAGUGAGCUGUUGUUAAAUGAGAUAUUCUAGCUGACUGUUUGUCUGGUGCGUAGAACAAGGAAUUGUCAGGCUUUAUUGAAAAGGGAGCUGACGUGUGGUCGAGAUGGUUCGGGAAACCGGUUACUACGACCUUCUUGGCGUUAAACCGAAAGCCUCGUUGGAUGAAAUUAAGAAGGCGUACCGAAAACUUGCUUUGAAAUAUCACCCUGACAAGAACCCCAACGAAGGAGAGAAAUUCAAGCUGAUUUCUCAAGCCUAUGAGGUUCUGUCCGACCCAGAGAAGAGAGACUUGUAUGAUCAUGGAGGGGAACAAGCCAUCAAAGAAGGAGGGAUGGGAGGAGGAGCCUUUUCCUCCCCUAUGGACAUUUUUAACAUGUUUUUUGGGGGUGGUAGCAGAAUGCAGAGGGAAAGGAGAGGGAAGAAUGUUGUCCAUCAACUUCCCGUUACCCUGGAAGAGGUCUACAGUGGUGCAACCAGAAAACUGGGCCUUCAGAAGAAUGUAAUCUGUGAAAAAUGUGACGGUUAUGGAGGAAAGAAAGGAGCUUUGGAAAAGUGCUCAAACUGCAAAGGGAGGGGUGUAGAGAUCCAGGUACGGCAGAUUGGGCCGGGCAUGAUCCAGCAGAUGCAGAGCAUGUGUUCAGACUGCCAGGGCCGUGGCAAGAGGUUCAACUCUAAAGACCGGUGCAAGAACUGCAACGGUCAAAAAGUGGAACGCAAGAAAAAGAUACUGGAAGUCCACAUUGACAAAGGCAUGAAAGAUGGGCAGAAGAUUACAUUCAACGGAGAGGGUGACCAGGAGCCUGAGCUGGAACCUGGUGAUGUCAUAAUUGUCCUGGAGCAGAAGAAACAUCCAGUGUUCCAGAGACAGCAGGACAACCUCCUCAUGAAGAUGGAGAUCAAGCUGGUCGAAGCACUCUGUGGGUUCAAGAAGACUAUUCGCACAUUAGACGACAGAAUGCUCGUCAUUACCUCACCACCAGGGUGUGUAGUGAAGCACAAUGACAUCAAGUGUGUCCAAGAUGAAGGCAUGCCCUUGUACAGACACCCCUAUGAGAGAGGACAGCUCAUAAUUCAGUUCCUGGUGAAGUUCCCAGAGAAUGGCUGGCUCCCCAAAGACACACUCCCUCAGCUGGAAGCUCUGCUUCCCCCCAGAGAAGAGCUGAUGAUCUCUGACGACGCGGAGGAGGUUGAUCUGACUGACAUGGACGCACACUCCCAGCAAAGCAGACACAACACCGAGGUCUACGAGGACGACGAAAGCCCCAGUACCGGGGUGCAAUGCCAAACCCAGUGAACGUGACCCCUUCUCCUUGCAGUGAUUGGUGUAUCAAUUUGGGUACAUAUUUUACCGUGUGUAUGUGUGCGAGUCAUUUUAUGUUACCUGUUAAAAGUUUUCUUUCUGCUUCAUGGCAGUGGGUGUGAACAAAAUGGGCACAGUUUAUGUGAUUAGCAUUGUCCCCUCUUAGUUUGGUUAAAGGCAAUUAAACUGAAUGGAGAAUUUGUCGGCUAUGCUUUCUGUGAAGGCAACAACUUGUCGGGGUAUUGGAUGUUGUCUAGUGCAUUUCUGUCAUCUAGUGUGUUUCUUUACUCAAAUAAAUCCUUUUGUAUGCUA